AGACGUAAUCAUUUGCAUGCAGUGAAAUCAGUCAACACAGAUUUCUAUAUAAUUAUAUAAUAUCAUAGAACAAUAAUAAUAAUAUAUAUAUUACAAUUUAUAGUACAAAAAUCUGCGAUUGUCUGUGUUUAUACGAAAAUGGUAGUCAGUAGUGUUACUGGAAAAAAAAAUCAAAUUUUUCAGUUUCAUUGAGCGCAGCCCUUGCAAAAUAUGUCUUUCAACUCGACUCAUCAUCUUCGCAUCGUACCGUUUUUGGAUUCAAUAGUAUGAAAACUCUAAGCUGUGGCCCAGACUUAACGCCAUCAGUUGUUUGACAGCAAAUUUUUGGAUCAAAAAUGUUUUGCUGCAAUAGCUUUAGGAAGCUGUGUGUUCAAACGCGUAGUUUGCACGUGCAGCCGUAUGGAAAGUAUAAGCGAUAUUCGUACACCUGUCUCAUGCCCACAGCAGCCCAUCGGUACCGGUCUCCACUUGUGGUCAACAAUAGAAUUAGCCAUCUGCAAUCAUGCAAAAAGUAUUUCAGUGUUUCACCUGUCAACCGCCUUCCAUUGCCUCCAAUUGCAGCAAUAAUGUUGCGCCCAGUUGCCAAGUUUUUUGCUAUGAUGUUAGGCAUACGUAUACGCCGCUGGUGGACAAAGCUGAGUGCAAAAGAGAAACAACAGUUCUGGUUCAACGUACACAAACGCCGCAAGCAAAUAACUGCUGCCAUAGCUACUGUUAUUGGUUUAUUUCUUGUAUACUGUGCUACUCACAUGGAGUUUGACCCAAUAACUGGUAAACGUCGGUUAAUUCUUUUCACACAUGAACAAAUGGUAGAGCUAGCAAAUUCAAUUGCUAAAGAAUUGUUAAGUGAAAACCAACAAGCUGUGUUAAAUACUUCACAUCCACUUUACAAGCGAGCUCUGUCCAUAGCAAUGCUGGUAAUCAACGCCAAUAAGCCAUUUGACCGCUUGCAAAAUCGAAAAUGGUCUCUGGUAGUUGUCAAUGAUCCAAGAAUUAACGCUAUGGUUUUGCCAAACGGUAUGAUAAUAGUCUUUACAGGGUUACUAUAUGCAGCUAAUGACCAGCAAGUAGGUGUAGUCUUGUCGCACGAAAUUGCGCAUUGUUUUCUUGAUCAUCAUGCAGUGCGUUUGAGUCGAGAACAUUUACUUGAAGUGCUUUGGCUUCUACCACUGACCAUAAUGUGGGCUGUGUUUCCAAUGCCAGAAGCUAUUUUAGGUUAUGUAUUCGGUCAUUAUUUUAAAAGCAUAGCCAUGUUAUUGCCCUAUGAACGUGAUCAAGAAAUUGAAGCUGACAAAUAUGGCUUGAUGCUAGCCGCCAAUGCGUGUAUUGAUGUUCGUCAAGCUCCAAUUUUCUGGAAGCGAAUGGAAAAGCUUGAUCCAAAUAAUAAUGAAACAUGGUGGUUAUCCACUCAUCCAACUCACAGGAAACGUGUCAAAUAUAUUGAAGACCUUUUGCCAUAUGCGUUACAAUUAAGACAACAAAAUGGAUGUCCGUCCUUAGAUAGAAGUUACUGGUCAAGAUUCUCAUUGUUUUAACAAUUUUGAAUUGUAGUCCAAAAAUUAUAAAUUGCUUAUAUUAUAA
Myzus persicae (green peach aphid) is the source of this 1581-nucleotide messenger RNA. RefSeq names its product metalloendopeptidase OMA1, mitochondrial-like. The transcript is spliced from 3 exons. Gene Ontology annotation, molecular function: metalloendopeptidase activity. Gene Ontology annotation, biological process: mitochondrial protein processing; protein quality control for misfolded or incompletely synthesized proteins. Bases 336 to 1535 code for a protein of 399 amino acids. NCBI's taxonomy places the organism in Eukaryota, Metazoa, Arthropoda, Insecta, Hemiptera, Aphididae. Gene Ontology annotation, cellular component: mitochondrial inner membrane. The record is from RefSeq and is a predicted model, not a curated record.